CCUCUUUUUUCGGCAAAUGCCGCUGCUUGCAGCAGCAGAACAGAACCCACCUAAAAAUUCCCAUCUUUUGCUUUUUAAUGCAGAGAGAGAGAGAGAGAGAGAGAGAGAGGGCUUCUGCUUUCUCAUUGGAAAUUCGAGCUACUCUUUUAUUCGUUUGUUCUUCUUUGCACUUUUUUCUUUGUUCUUUGGGGACUUUCAUCGAGCAGCGGAGGGCGGGUCCAUCUUUGAAGUGAUGGGGAGGAUUAGGCUCGCCUUUUCCUGAAGGGAAUGGCGAUCUGAUGAUGGGUAAUGAUGAUGGGAACCCGAUCUUACAUGAUUUCUUGGGGAUGAGCUGCGCAGAUUCUGCUGCUGUCUUGGUUAAGAAGAGUGCUGGUUUUGGAGAAAUCCGAGCUUCGGAGGCGUCGGCAUCUGCCUCUGUUGGAGUUUCGUCGGGCGCCCAUGGCCCUGUAUCGGCCAGUUCUGAUCUAGUUUCGGAGAGGCAGACAAGAAACCAUUUGGAGGGUGUUCAGUUUCAUAGUUCAAAGAGUGAUUUCUCUGCAACGGAGAUGAGCAACAGAUCCUUGGGAAGAAAGAGGAGCAAUUCAGAUUCAGCUUUUAUGGGUUUGACGAGGGAUAGGAUGCAUCACAUGGGAAUGGAUUCUGUUGAAAACUCCCAUCUAUUGAAGAUGUUCCAAAAUGAGGCGGGGGGAGAGCGACAGAAAAGAUCCCAUGAUGAUGAAUUGUUCUUUUCUAUGCAACCUCCGAGGCCAACUUGUACUUCUCCUCUCAUAUUUCCACCAGCCAUUAAUGGUAGACCUGAGUUAGUUGUUUCCAGUUGGGAGCGGUCAAUGCCAAUGAAUGCAGGGCCAAUGGUGCACUAUCCUUCUUGUCUUGGUCAAUUCUCAGCAUAUGUGGAUCCGCGUUCUUCAAGCAGAUACAGGGACACAACUCAUGCUAGUACUAGUAGUUCACUUGUUUCUCAACCUGCAGCAGAUGAGGGUUCUAGAACAGGCAUUAGAGGCUCCAGUAUUGUGAAUGUCAUUGGCGGAAGUAGUGUAGUGGCAGAUAGAAACCCAGCUGGGGUGCUGCUGAGUAGCAGUAGACCAAAGGUUGGGCCUUCAAAUUCUGAAACAGAAUCUGCUAAUCCACUGAGCAGUCGUAGCUUAAGAUCUACUAGUCGGCAGAUGACCAUAUUUUAUGCUGGCCAAGCACACGUCUUUGAUGAUGUCCAUCCAAAUAAGGCAGAUGAAAUAAUGGCCUUAGCUGGAUCGAAUGGAGGGUCUUGGUCCACAACUUAUUCCCCCAAGUCAAGCAUGCGUCGACCCCACACUGAAGCAUAUGUACCUGCUAGAGAGAUUGAAGCUGGCAUCAAAAACAAAUUUUCACAAGAUAUACAGAGUAAGCUGUGCUUGCUGCAAGCUUCCAGUCAAGGAUUGAUCCAAGGCGGACAGCUGUCAACCCCUGGGGGCAAUCAAACCGGCAGGCCAGUAAGAGAUGCUGGAACUAUAGGUCAAGCGGUGGGACCUGACACAGGAGCAAAAGAGAGUUGCAAGAAGCAUGGACCACAGCAGUAACAGAUCCAGGUGUCGUAAUGAGGAAGUAUUCGUUUCGAAAUGUUUUCAAGUAUAAAUAGGUAGGAAGUGAGAGCAGUAGUGAUAGCCUGAGGUGUGAUUUUAAGUGGGAGCCGCACCUAAUUAGAAGUGAUUCUACAAGGGUCAAAAAUAUUUAAACUGUUUCACUUUGUUUUCUCUUUACCAAAUAUUCUUAGCUUUCCUUUUUCAGGCAA
This is a messenger RNA of Magnolia sinica, 1765 nucleotides long. Its product is annotated as protein TIFY 8. The transcript is spliced from 7 exons. NCBI's taxonomy places the organism in Eukaryota, Viridiplantae, Streptophyta, Magnoliopsida, Magnoliales, Magnoliaceae. Gene Ontology annotation, cellular component: nucleus. Bases 279 to 1553 code for a protein of 424 amino acids. The record is from RefSeq and is a predicted model, not a curated record. Gene Ontology annotation, biological process: response to wounding; regulation of jasmonic acid mediated signaling pathway; regulation of defense response.